This is a messenger RNA of Misgurnus anguillicaudatus (oriental weatherfish), 2571 nucleotides long. It is a transcript of the gene tent5ab, whose product is annotated as terminal nucleotidyltransferase 5Ab. The record is from RefSeq and is a predicted model, not a curated record. Gene Ontology annotation, molecular function: poly(A) RNA polymerase activity; RNA binding. Gene Ontology annotation, biological process: mRNA stabilization. NCBI's taxonomy places the organism in Eukaryota, Metazoa, Chordata, Actinopteri, Cypriniformes, Cobitidae.
UGGAUAAAUGCGUAAACGUAAAUGUGUAUUAUGCGUGUGUAUAAAAUAAGUGUAGUAGAUAGUGAAGGUUUGUUCAGAUUGGGCUACUCAUCUGUCACUCAAGUUCGUCACUCCUACUAGUUUACGGGUUAAUCUUCAUGCAACUUCACUGUGCGCAACCGAGAUGACAUGAGCAACCAGCAGUUGACACGGAACAACAGUUCACAAUAAAAACAACAUGUAAAGACUCCAAGCAUCCACGUUUUACUUUAGUCUUGGAGAGUGACCGCGUCUUAGCCAUUUGAUAUUGCUGUUCUUGGAAGGGUGUGACUUUUAUCCACUCCAAACCUUUUUGGACUUGAACACUGAUCACAAUGCAGCAAUCAGACCCGGGACUCUGAUUCUCACGGCCCCUGGAGAGCCGUGAGAUCCCACGUACACCGCCCUUUCCGCGCAGUGCGCACGGGACAUCUGGCGAGCUUUUACGCACGGGCUGCAUUCAAUGCACUUACAUAGACAUGCAAAAACACUCUCAUCUGACAGCACAGGACUCUUUUCCGGUAUUUAAUGAUAUGAUGAAAUUUUAACAUCUAAUGUUACCACAGGGGACGCAACUGCAAGUUCCGCAUCUAUGUCGCAUGGCGAAAGUGAUCUAGAGCGACUACCUACGACUGUACAUACUGUAAAACCAAUCUCUGGUCAGUCAUGGAUGAAAAAUUCAAUAACCGUGAGUGCACUAACCUGUGCGUGCUGAAUUGGGAGCAGGUGAAGCGUCUGGACACCAUCCUUACCGAAAGCAUCCCCAUUCACGGCAAGUGGAACUUUCCCACUUUGGAGAUGAAGCCUCGGGAUAUCGUGACAGUGGUGCGGUGUCGCAUGGAAGAGCGCAAGAUUCAUGUGCGGGAGGUCCGGUUGAACGGUUCCGCGGCCAGCCACGUCCUCCACGAGGACAGCGGUUUGGGCUACAAGGACCUGGACCUCAUCUUUUGCGCGGAUUUGAAAGGAGAAGCGGAGUUUCAGACCGUCAAAGAUAUCGUUUUGGAUUCUCUCCUAGAUUUUUUGCCUGAAGGCGUAAAUAAAGAGAAAAUAACUCCUUUGACUUUAAAGGAGGCAUAUGUGCAGAAGAUGGUGAAAGUAUGCAAUGACUCAGACCGCUGGAGUUUAAUCUCACUAUCUAACAACAGCGGCAAGAACGUCGAGCUGAAGUUUGUCGAUUCCCUGCGGCGUCAGUUCGAGUUCAGCGUGGACUCCUUCCAGAUCCGCCUGGACUCUCUCCUGCUCUUCUACGAGUGCUCCGAGAACCCCAUGGCCGAGACCUUCCACCCUUCCAUCGUGGGAGAGAGCGUUUACGGCAACUUCGCCGUCGCCCUGGACCACCUGCAAAGAAAACUGAUCUGUACGCGAAAUCCCGAGGAGAUCCGAGGCGGAGGUUUGCUGAAGUACUGCCACCUGCUGGUACGAGGUUUCCGAGCCGCUUCGGAAGCCGAGAUGAAGGUUCUGGAAAGGUACAUGUGCUCUCGAUUCUUCAUCGACUUCUCGGACUUGGCGGAGCAAAGACGCAAGCUCGAGUCCUAUCUCCAAAAUCAUUUCGUGGGCUUAGAGGACCGUAAAUACGAAUAUCUGACCACGCUCCACAACGUCGUCAACGAAAGUACGGUGUGCCUGAUGGGCCACGAAAGACGACAGACUCUGAGUCUCAUCACCAUGUUGGCCGUACGCGUGCUAGCCGAACAGAACGUGAUUCCCAACGUGGCGAACGUGACCUGCUACUAUCAGCCCGCGCCGUACAUCGCAGACGGCAAUUUUAGCAAUUACUACAUCGCUCAAGUGCAGCCAAUCUACGCCCGUCAGCCCACCCAUACCUUCUCACCGUGGUUGCCCUGUAACUAGCAGGUUUGACACAUGUGCCCGAUGACAUUUGUGUGCUCCACAGUGAGGAAAACUCUUUCCAGCUCGCCGCGAGGAGAAGCUGCCGGAUGAAAGAUCAGAAAUAGGAAAGGAGAGUGAGGUACCUUGGAUUUGUUCCCAUGGGGCAGCACGUGGCAACUAGGCUUUAGGUGGCAUCACGCCAGGCCUACAGAAGCACAACACUGGCUCAGAGUAAACACACUUUACAAGGAUCAUCUGAGUCAAAGCAGUAACACAAGGACACAAGAGUGGUCGUCUUUGUGUAUACAGUAUGUAUGUGUGUGAUGAUAGACAUACUUGAAGACUGCAUGAGAAACCUGCAAAAGGGCAUACAGAAUAGCCAACAAACUCACACAUAAUGAACUGAAAUCAAUAAACCGGAUACCUUUGUCAGUCCAAGGAUAUUUUCUGAUAUUAAAGAGCUUUCUCAAGUGCCUUAAACUAAAGAAUGUUGGAGAUUAUUCAUUGUGUGUGUGAAUCUGCUGAAAUUGUUUGUGUCUGUAUAAAGUAGCAUUGAUCUUCACAGUGUACAUUACCAAAUGAAUGACUGAGCUGAUGAAAUAAAUGCCACUUAAUGAUGAAAUAAACACAUAGCCAUGUGUUACAUCAUCGAUUUCUGGCACAAUCCACAAAAUGUUUGAAAUCUUUACAGGCACAGUAAAGGUCGGUUUAUCUCUGUAUGCA